Sparassis crispa is the source of this 444-nucleotide messenger RNA. Its product is annotated as Histone H2B. Gene Ontology annotation, cellular component: nucleosome. NCBI's taxonomy places the organism in Eukaryota, Fungi, Basidiomycota, Agaricomycetes, Polyporales, Sparassidaceae. The record is from RefSeq and is a predicted model, not a curated record. The coding region runs from base 1 to 444 and encodes 147 amino acids. The transcript is spliced from 4 exons. Gene Ontology annotation, molecular function: structural constituent of chromatin; protein heterodimerization activity; DNA binding. Gene Ontology annotation, biological process: nucleosome assembly.
AUGGCACCGAAGCCUGCUUCCACUGCCGGCAAGGCCCCAGCCUCCACCGCCUCUAAGGCCCCUGCUAAGCCCACUGAGGGCGCCAAAUCGGCGAAGAAGACUUCCAAGGCUGCUACUGGGGCUGAGGGUGAGGGCAAGAAGAAGAGAAGAAAGGCUCGCAAGGAGACUUAUUCGUCUUACAUCUACAAAGUCCUCAAGCAGGUACACCCUGACACUGGUAUUUCCAACAAGGCGAUGGCCAUCCUGAACUCGUUUGUAAACGACAUUUUCGAGCGCAUCGCAACGGAGGCGUCGAAGCUUGCUUCGUACUCCAAGAAAUCUACUAUCUCUUCCCGGGAGAUCCAAACAUCUGUCCGCCUCAUCUUGCCAGGAGAGCUUGCUAAGCACGCCAUUUCAGAGGGGACGAAGUCGGUAACCAAAUUCUCCAGUGCAGGGGCGAAGUAG